Molecule: messenger RNA, 1079 nt
Organism: Hyaloscypha bicolor E
Lineage: Eukaryota; Fungi; Ascomycota; Leotiomycetes; Helotiales; Hyaloscyphaceae
Exons: 2
Source: RefSeq, a predicted model, not a curated record
GUCAGCGUUGUCAAUCACAUCUUUCACUCCAUAAUCACACUUAGUUGGAGCUUCCAAACUACCCGCGACACACAUCGCAAAGUGGACGGCAAGCGGUUUUCUUGCUUUAACAAACGUUGCCGCCAAUUGAGCCAGAACCAGACUCCAAAGUUACGAAAUCAAUGCCAGUACCUUUCAGGGCUAAAGAUCAGCUUAAUCACGACUUGGACGCAAGUUCGCCAUGGCAAUCUAAUACGGCCCAAUGUUUGCCCGGUCAUCCACGAAUCCGUUUAUCCGAUAUUCAGAGUCUGACUUCAUUUCUCGAGACCGAAAUAUACUCUAAUGACUUGGAGCAAAUGGCGCCCUACUUUUGGUUGAUGUCCUGGCGCCGCAGCUCAAAUAUAUCUCCUUUACAUCGUCAGAUAGUCAAGGGCCGGGAUAUAGUCGUGGCCGAGGAUCCAAGUCUUCAUCUUGUCUGGCGUUCGAGUCGGAUUCACAUGAAGCCAAUUCCAGCGUAUUUACUAAAUUACGCCUUCUGGAAACAGUACCUUUUAGAUGAUGAGUCGCCAUUACCGGGAAGAAGGCGUGUUCGAAUCUUGAGGGCGGCUCUCGGAUAUAUUCGCACCUAUUAUUAUUUGAUAGGACACGAAUCCGAUUAUAUCUUGGCCCAAGAAAAGCACUUGAUCCCAGGUUCUGUGUCAUGGACGCAAUUCUGCGCAUUCACAUCCAACUUCAGUGCGAUUGCAGAUGGUGAGGUCUCAGACCGCUACACCUUUGGAGAACUCCGCCUGCAUAGGUUGAAUUUCUAUUGCAAAUUUAUUCUGGGCAAAUUCCGCAUUCACAGACUACCUACAACCUACGGCGCAUAUUUUUCUAGAUUUUACGCGCCACUUCUAUUUGUCUUCGCCAUAUUCUCAGUUAUACUUAACACCCUUCAGGUGGAGCUGGCAGCCGAAUCACUUACAUCCCAGAAAUGGUCGAACCUUUACACGAUAAGCCGUGUGGUGUCGAUUUUGACGUUAACAGUUUCGCUUGGCCUACUCCUUUGGGUUUUCAUUCUUUUAUCUUUCAGGUUCACUUUUGAAUGGAAGUAUGCUAUU